Molecule: messenger RNA, 1452 nt
Organism: Exophiala aquamarina CBS 119918
Lineage: Eukaryota; Fungi; Ascomycota; Eurotiomycetes; Chaetothyriales; Herpotrichiellaceae
Exons: 3
Coding region: 1-1452 (483 amino acids)
Molecular function (GO): aldehyde dehydrogenase (NAD+) activity
Source: RefSeq, a predicted model, not a curated record
AUGUCAUAUCAGACCAAUCUCUUCAUUAAUAAUGAGUAUGUCCCGUCGUCGACUGGGGAAACUCUAUCUGUUUAUAAUCCCAACGAUGAUACCUUAGUAUCAGACAAAAUCCAGGUUGCAUCUGAAGCCGACGUCGACCGCGCUGUUGCGGCUGCCAAAGCUGCAUUCCCUUCGUGGUCAUCUACCACAGGGGCCAAAAGGGCGGCGAUUAUGCUGAAAUUUGCCGAUCUCUUGGAAGCCAACGCAGAGAGACUCGGAAAACUGGAAAGUGUUUGCAUGGGUCAACCAGUCUCCGUAGCUACACUUUUUGCCCAAGGCCCACCUGGUGUUUGGAGAUAUUACGCUGGUUUUGCUGGGAAGAUUGCAGGAGAGAGUUACCCACCGGAAGGCGAUGGAUCUUACAAGAUUGUUGCGUACGAGCCAUUGGGUGUAUGCUCCGGCAUAGCUGCCUGGAAUUCGACCUAUACCCUAGCCGCCUGGAAAAUGGCUCCUGCUCUCGCCGCGGGAAAUACCUUUGUUUUCAAAUCCUCCGAAAAGGCUCCUCUUGGGGCUCUAGCAUAUGGCGAGCUAAUUAAAGAGGCUGGGUUCCCACCAGGCGUGAUUAAUCUGGUCACUGGUGCCGGCCCGGUUGGCUCGAUGCUUGCUUCGCACAUGGAUAUCGCCAAGAUCGCCUUCACAGGUUCAGCUGCAGUCGGGCGAGCUGUCCAAAUAGCAGCAGCAAAGUCGAACUUGAAGCACGUCUCCCUCGAGCUAGGAGGAAAGUCACCGGCUUUGAUAUUCGAUGACGCUGAUGUUGAUAAUGCUAUCUUGCAUAACGCGGAGGGCUUCCUCCGAAACUCUGGUCAAAUCUGCUUUGCCUCUUCGAGAGUACUGGUCCAAGAGGGGAUUGCUCCCAAAUUUAUCGAGGGUGUGAAGAAAGCAUUCGAAGAUGCUGCAACGAAAAUGGGCGACACAUCUCUGAAAGAAACUGCUUUUGGGCCCCUCGCUGACAGGAAGCAAUUCGAUCGCGUGAUGGGAUUCUUGAAGGAUGGAAAAGCCGAAGGAAUUCAAGUACUUACCGGAGGUGACGCUUUAGGUGAUAAGGGUGCAUUCGUUCAGCCUACGAUUCUUUUGAACCCUGAUGUCAAGAGCCGUGUCUUCACCGAUGAGAUCUUUGGCCCCGUCAUUGCCAUCAAGACGUUUAAGACCGAGGAAGAAGCUCUUCAGAUGGCCAAUGACACCACAUAUGGCCUUGGAUCAUCGAUUUUCACAUCCGACAUUCCCCGAGCUCUACGGGUUGCAAGCAAGAUCGAAGCAGGAGCAGUCGGCAUUAAUCAAGCUUUCAAGGCGUCGCCGCAGGUCCCCUUCGGAGGGGUUAAACAAAGCGGCAUAGGAAGGGAGUGUGGCUAUGAAGGACUGAGAGGAUAUCUACAUGCAAAAACAAUACUGAUCAACAUGAAUGUAUCCAAUUGA